Closterium sp. Yama58-4 is the source of this 1089-nucleotide messenger RNA. NCBI's taxonomy places the organism in Eukaryota, Viridiplantae, Streptophyta, Zygnematophyceae, Desmidiales, Closteriaceae. The record is from the annotation of a GenBank genome assembly.
AUGGCGCCUGCAGACAUCGACCACUCUCCCUUCGGGCGCAUGCUCGACCUAGAAACCGUCCCAGAUUGUCCCGAUUCCGGAGACAUGAACGCCGCUGCACAUGAUUCAUUCCUUAACCAAGUUACAGCCGCGGCCUGGACCACCAGCGACGAGUACACCGGCAAACCCGGCGGAAUUAGCGGCGUGAAGAACGAGGAGGGGAACGCGAACAAUCCUGAGUCCCCGCGCGCGGCUCGGAAGCAGCUUCUCGCGGCGCUUAUGCAGGCUCUCGCGGAUUCUGCCGACAACACCGCCGCCGCCGCCGACGAGCCUUCCUCACCGGAAUUUUCGGCGCUGGCAGCAGGAACGCGGAAGCGCAAGGCGUCGGAAAUCGAGGAGGCGCCCUCCGCGGCGGCUGCGCCUGCCGAGGGUGGAAGCGAAGCGGAGGUGACACGUGAGCUGCGCCGUGCGAUUUGUGCUGUCAUCCUCCGCAGCGAACCGUCACGCCCCGCUCCCUGCGCAGGCUUUCCUGGCGCUCCCGCACCUCCCGCGCCUGCUUCCACGACAAAACAAGUCAACACUGUCGGCAGGACGCUCGCCCAUGGCCCGCUGCAGAUGCCCUUUCGUCUGCCCAUCGCCAAAGGUGCUGCUCCCGCUGCACCUUCCGCUGCGCCCCCUCUACUAGCCACCGUUCCAGAAGCAGCAGCUUGCAUGAACUACUUUGACAACUCAGAUGAUGACAUGGCCGGUUUUGGCGGAAGUCCAGCCUGCGGAGGCGCUAAUGGGGCAGCAGAUGAUGAUUGGUUGCCGCGCAACCGAGGGCGCAAGGACAGGCAUGCGGCGGGAGAGCGCAUAAAGGCGCGGAGCAUGGCGGAGAGGCAGAGGCGGGAGAGGAUCAGUGAGGGGCUGCAGAAGCUGCGGUUGGUGGUGCGCGGGCAUGGGGACACUGCCACCAUGCUUGACAAGGCUGUCGCGUAUGUCGAUGCGUUGCAGCGCAGAGUGACCGCGCUGGAAACCGCCCUGCUGCUGCACCAGGCGUCGUGCAAGCACCCAAGGGUUCAGCCUGAUUGGUCCCUGGCCUCUUCUGGAGAGUCUUCUGAGCUUUUGUAG